This is a messenger RNA of Topomyia yanbarensis, 6712 nucleotides long. It is a transcript of the gene aux, whose product is annotated as cyclin-G-associated kinase. The transcript is spliced from 5 exons. The record is from RefSeq and is a predicted model, not a curated record. Gene Ontology annotation, biological process: regulation of clathrin-dependent endocytosis; positive regulation of Notch signaling pathway; protein phosphorylation. Gene Ontology annotation, molecular function: protein serine/threonine kinase activity; AP-2 adaptor complex binding; ATP binding. Lineage: Eukaryota; Metazoa; Arthropoda; Insecta; Diptera; Culicidae. Gene Ontology annotation, cellular component: cytoplasm. Bases 118 to 3795 code for a protein of 1225 amino acids.
ACGCUGGAUGGCAAAAAGGAGGAACACCAAGGAAAAGUUGUCUCUCGCUCGCGUAUCUGCCAGUGGUGAAAAUUUCGUAGUUUUCCAAGUGAAAAAUCGCUGUGUAACCGCUGCAGGAUGAGCGAUUUCCUCAAGUCAGCGAUUAACUACUUCAACACAGGUCCAGCCUGCGGGCAGGAUAACGACUUCGUCGGCCAGAUAGUGGAAAUUGCGAAUGUCAAGCUGCGAAUCAAACGUGUUAUUGCCGAAGGUGGCUUUGCGUACGUUUAUGUUGCACAGGAUGUUCAGAGUGGCAAUGAGUACGCCCUGAAGCGGUUGCUGGGAGCCGAUAAAGAGGAAUGCAACAACAUCAUUCGAGAGAUUAAUAUGCUCAAACAGGUGUCAGGUCAUCCGAACAUUAUAAAGUUCAUAGCGGCUACUUUUAUCGAUCGCACCCAGAAUGCUACAGCUAAGCGGGCUGAGUAUCUUUUGGUUACGGAGCUGUGCAAAGGUGGUUCGCUUUAUGAUUGCUUAGAGAGGGAGUUGGCGCCGGACACGGUGCUGCGGGUGUUUUAUCAAUCCUGUAAAGCUGUAGCCCAUUUACAUGCGCAACCCGUUCCGAUCAUUCAUCGCGACAUUAAGAUUGAAAAUUUCCUCAUCGGUGGCGAUGGCCAGCUAAAGUUGUGUGAUUUUGGUUCAGCUUCAACUGACACGUACGCACCGGACGUUAGUUGGAAUGCUCACCAGAGGGAUUCGCUAGAAGAUUUGUUGGGGCGGUGUACAACUCCGAUGUAUCGUUCUCCGGAACAGUUGGACACCUGGGCUAACUACCCGAUUGGUAUCAAAACGGACAUAUGGGCCCUAGGAUGCGUACUGUUCUGUCUUUGCUACCGAAAACAUCCGUUCGAAGAUUCUGCCAAGUUGCGGAUAAUCAACGCAAAUUACACAAUACCAAAUGAUUCGCGGUAUAUGUGCUUCAAUGAGAUUAUAAAGGGUUGCCUACAGGUCGAUCCAACAAAACGGUACGACAUAGUGAUGGUGCUGGAUCGAUUAGCGGCAAUAUCAGAAUCGAAGGGAUGGCCAUUAAAAGCACCACUUGGACUGAAUGGAAAACCACUAAAUACUCCUCCAAGUGGACCGUCUCCAAAUCCGAGCCCAAUGCAUCUACCGGACGUUGCACCGGUUUCGCAAUGUGUCCCUCCUCAACGUCCAGCUCCACCGCGACCGGCUCCAGUGGGAAGCAAUGCUGGACCACCUCUGGAACGGAAGAACCCUCAACGUCCUCCAGAUCCGGUGCGACCUCCUCCUCCGGUAGUAGCACCUGCCGUUCAUCACUAUCCUCAUCAACCGCCUAUUGGGGUCCAUGGCGGAGGAGGUCUGUUUUCCUCAAUCAAAGGAGGAGCUGGAAGUUUUCUGAAAAAUCUUAAGGAUACCUCUUCGAAAGUAAUGCAAACGGUUCAACAAAGUAUCGCUCGAACGGAUUUGGAUAUUAGCUAUAUCACACAAAGGAUUUUAGUUAUGCCUUGUCCCUCGGAAGGGCUAGAAUCGACUUAUAGAACCAAUCACAUCGAAGAUGUUAAAAUAUACCUGGAAAGCCGGUACCUUCCAACAAAAAUCAGUAUCUACAAUCUGGGUCCUCGCAGCUGCCCACGCUUGCCACCACCGGUUCGCACCGUUGAAGGAAGUUUCAUCUACUCACCCGUGCCGCUGUCCUACAAGGCACCACAUUUGGCUGGUUUGUAUGCAUUGGCGGAGGACAUGUACGGUUUCUUGAAUGCGGAUCCGAAGACGGUGAUAGUUAUUCAAAGUCCUGAUGCUGGAAAGGCACUAGCGGCCACUAUGGUCUGCGCCCUGCUGGUAUACAGCCAGCUGGUUACGGAACCCGAAGACGCUAUGCAGAUCUUCGCAGUCAAAAGAAUUCCACCAAAUAUGAGAGCUUCCGAGCUGCGGUAUUUGUACUAUUUGGGUGAUUUGGUCCGUUCAGUGCCGCACUUGCCACACUAUAAUCCGGUUACACUGGUUUCUGUUACUGCUAGUCCUGUUCCCAGAAUGACAAAAGCUCGUGAUGGCUGUCGAGUGUACAUCGAAGUUGCGGCAGGUGAUCGCAUUGUUUUCAGUACUCUCACCGAUUAUGACCGAAUGCGGUUAUACGCCGCUACCGAGGGUAAACUUUGCCUCACAUUGAAUGUGACAGUGUGUGGUGAUGUUACGGUAACCCUGUAUCACGCUCGCAAUGCCCUCGGAGGUAUGGGCCGCCCACAAGGUUUGAAAAUUUGUCAAUUCCAGCUAAACACCGGUUACAUCCCGGAAGAAGAAACGCUCAUCAAUUUCACCAAAGCAGAGCUAGAUGACAUUCCGGACGUGGAACACGUCCCGCACGGUUUUAACGUAGCUCUAUCGGUCUUUGUUGGAGACUCUGAGCGGCCUCCUUCGACUCAACCUCCAUGGACACCGGCAAAAGCACCUAGGGAUCCUAAGAUCCUAUUCGCUUCCCAACUUGAGUACGAAGAAAAUGUGGACAAUUUCAUUUCGAAACCAACUUCCAAAACACCAUCGGCUCCACAUCGACCACCUCCGCGUCCAGCUCCUCCGUCUCCACAACCGCCUGGGUCAAAUCAAGCUCCGGAUACACUCAUCGAGGAGACCUCCACAGCUCAGAACGAUGCCGAUUUACUGAACCUUAGCAAUGCUAGUCAAAACAAUCCCGAACAAUCACAACCUUCUACAGAGGAUGCUAGUUUUGAUCUGCUCGCAGGUUUCGCUCCACCAGUCAUUGAAGAUGAUCAAACUAAAACUAGCACUCAACCGCCAGCAGGUUUGGAUGAUAUCUUCGGCAACAUCGAUGGCGGAACCAGCGGUGGUCCGGUACCACUGCAAACCACCAAAUCGAAUACCGACCUGAACGGGCUUAAUCUUAACUUUGACAAUUUCGGUGGUGUCGCAAAACCAGCCGCUCCGAAUGACACUGCCCCGAACGGAGUAAACAAUCAAUACAACAAUAGCUUCGGAUUCGAUCCGUUCGCUGGAAUCAGUGCUAGUGCAUUCCACAGCAGUCAUCAGCCGCAGCAACCACAAGCUCAGCAGUCCCAACCGACUAGUAAAGAUCCGUUUGCUGACAUUGGAAACCUUGCAUCCAAUCUGGGUGCUGGAGGUUGGGGUAAGCCUGGUGCUGUGCCGACUACAACUCCCAGUCCGCGAUCUACGCAGUUUUCUAGUCCAACGCAUCAAUACAGCGGGGCCAGCACAGCAAAUGCCUCACCCAGGGCUCCUUCAACUCCGAACCAUCAAAUGCGCAGUCCGAAUGAACCACAGCGACCGGACUACAGUCGGUCCCAUUUUGAAGCGCCGAAAUCAGCGGGUGCCAGUAAUGGAUCGAAUGGGGCACCGAAGGAUAAGUCCGGCGAUAUCUUUGGCGAUAUUUUGGGCUCUCAGGGGUACUCGUUCGCUACAGGGAAAAAUCAUGGUCCACGGACGAUCAACGAUAUGCGGAAGGAGGAACAGGUUAAAGAAAUGGAUCCCGAGCGGCUCAAGCUGAUGGAAUGGACCGAAGGAAAGAAGAGUAACAUUCGAGCGUUGCUUUGUACAGUACACACGGUUGUUUGGCCAGGAGCCAAGUGGACGAAAUGCGAAAUGCACCAACUGGUCAGUGCUGCUGAUGUGAAGAAAAUGUAUCGGAAGGCUUGCUUGGCCGUACAUCCGGACAAACACACCGGCACCGAAAACGAAAGCAUGGCCAAGCUUAUAUUCAUGGAGUUAAACAAUGCCUGGAGCGAGUUCGAGAAUGACGCCACACAGCAGAAUUUAUUCGCCAACUAAGUGAUAUUGACUGCUAGUGGGUUCGUACUAAUUCCAUCAAUUUCGUGCACAUUCAAGUCACAACCACAAAUCUGCUGCUACAGUUUUAAUGAUGUGACGUUCCGUGGAUUAUAUACACCAGUGAGUACCGACAUUCAUUACUGGACGAUACAAAGCUGUGGCAUCAGAUUUCAUAAAUUGUUUAACCUGUUAUCGCUCUGCAGCUGCCGAUGUAGCUGCUAAUGUUAAUUCGUUCUUACGCUUGCUUAAGGUAACAAAGCGAUUUCGAGUGACGUGUAACAUCAGAAUUGAAUGUGAUUACCUAUCACAUAAAGGGAUACACAACCGGGCUGGGUAGGAUUGCAGAUAAAAUGAUCGAGAAACUGAGGAGCUGAUCACAUAGUUGUGUUGCAUUUAAAGCGCCCUCAAUUUACGGCGACAUUUGGUACACUUAAUCGGAAGAUAUUAGAUAUUUUUACUCGUCAAUUACAUGUUAUAAUAUGUGCUCUGAUGACAACAACAGACGACUUGAAGCCGAUCGAAAGUUGUUAGCACGAACCAUGAUGCUAUUUUUUUAAUACAUUUCCGGUUUUUAUUGUCCUUUUUUGUCGUAUGAGCUGUCUAGCUCUUUAGGUUCUGAAAUAAAGGGUAAUCGUAUUAUAAAAUUUUCAUAGUGCUAACUUCUAUGAUACGGUGUGAAAGUAGAGGAUAUUAGCACCGACGAAAUAUUAGUGCAAGAACGAUCCAACUAACUUGUUUCGGGAUAAAUCGAAGCCAUUAAUAUAGAAUUUUAUAUCUAAUUUCAACGGACUUUUAACAUUCUAUUUUUGCGAAUGCAUACUGGGUGUUUACAGUGCGCAAUUCCACUAGUUUACACACCGGUCUGAAAAUCUAGCGGCUGCUCGUUUAGUGAGCCGCUGACAGCUUCUCACCCGAAUUCUUCUCCAUACCGUACAAAACAUCCACUAAAAUUUUCCGCUUCGUGAUAGUAGCAAAUUUCUUUGAGCUACAACAGCUUUCAGAUGAGAUUUCAUGAUGAUGAAAUUUAUUGCUUUCCUUGUCUUUUUACAUGCUUAGGUUAUGUUGGUUGUCUUCUAUUAUCAAAGUGACAUAAGCUCGUGCUUUUGUAUCACCUUGCGUUCGUUUCGAUGUGACCGCUGCUGACUUGACUUCUGGCUCUACGUAUUUUUACGUACCUUGCCACGUCAUCGGAAUCUGCACCUUGAAAGCCAAUGACAGAUAGUUUUGGUUAUCCAACCGGAUGACGUCCAUGUUUGAGAAAUCCAUUUCUCCUCCAGCAAGUUUUUUGGACGCACUCACUUCGAUGCCACCCAAUAAUAUAUGAUUUUUACCCAUCCCGGGGUUGGGGUUCGGGAUCAAUCAAAAACGGCAUAAGCGAAAAUCUCGGGAAACGAGGGCUCAAUAGACGUGUGGACGCGAUUUCAACUUUUUCGACAUACCUAAUAUUGAUUCGAAUCAUUCUUUGUCUCGACUAAUUAAUUUUAUUUUCUUCCGGGUCAUCACAAUGUCGAUAUCAGUAAGUUAGUUCAACUUUAUAAAACAUUUUAACUGCGUGUCCAAAAUUCGUGAUGCACUAGAAGAGGGAGAUUAAAGAAAUGGUUCACAUAUGGAGAAGAAAGGUUGGGAAAUCUUCGUCUGACACAAUUUAUAAAUGACCCUGAUUAAUAAACUGAUGCUUGAGUUCUUGUAAAUUAGGCCGAUCUUGCUCUGACCUUCCCGCAAACUUGGAUGAGAAUGCUUACGCUUUGCAACCCUUAGAUUCACCUUAUUCCUUUGAACUUUUUUCAACUAGACAAGAGAAUUGAAUUGGUCUUUUAAAACAAUUUAUUUUUUUUUUGUACUCGAUCGGUUCAAAUUGGUGUCCUAACGUAUCUUCUAUCAGAGGGCUACUGUUAUUUUUUGUAAUGAUUGAACCUUUUUGAACAUCUUCGAAUCAUGCAUUUGAGAAAACUCGACAUCCCAGAUUAGAAAAGAGAAAUCCUACAUCUCAUUUGCUGAACCGUCGUCGGCAACAUUGAGCCAGCUUCUCAAACAACAUUUGCACACGCUUGGCUUCACAUUUAAAUCGCUACUUAACAAUGCUAAACCAGAAAUUUGGAGUUGUACUAAAUAGGAAACAAGCAGCAUCCAGCAACAAUCAGACCCACAACACAAUACGAUCUAUGUAUCUAUCUAUACCUUUGAUGUUGAAACCUUAUAGCGCCGUCAGGUGAAAGCAACCAAUCCUAGUAAGCCAUGUAGUACCCUUUCUUAAGCUGAUCCCGUAUCGUAAAUUAGCCAGUGUAUAAAAUGCAUAUUAAUACUAUUACUACUAAACCGUUGUUGAUUGUGAAUGUAUGAAAUUAUCGAGUAGUUUAGCAGAAACGUAAUAACAAAACACAAAAGCAAAAACAAAUUAUUACAUGAAUCAGGAUUCUGUUCGAAUAUAGGGAUGGGGGUUUCUAGCAAAGCGACGAAAACUGUGAUGGAAAAUUUAAUUCGAAUGCCCGUGCGAGAUAGUGUCGUGUUGAAGCGAAAAGAAUUGAUUUUCUAUUUAGUUGUUUAAUUUAAAACGAUUGUUUGGUCUAUUGCGUAUAAUAGGCAAUAGAGAACACUGAUGAACUGAUUCUUACGGUUUAUUUACAACGAUUUGUUCGUUUCCACUGCACAAAUUAUUUCUUUCCAUUCAAAUUUUGCAGGGACAAAUAGCUUGUGCAUAUUUUAUUUCAUAUCUGCUUUCGAACCCUUUACCUUUAGUUAAGCUGUAUGACUUACGAAAAAGAAAUAUUUGCAAUAUUAUAUUUGAAUUAGUUUUAAAGUUGAAGCGAGCAUUCCUACGUUUCCAGUUCUAUAACGGUUUAAGAGGCUGACGAAAAAGCUUUGUAUUUUUUUGCGUUUGACUGUUUAACUUAAAAAUCGCAUUUCGUUGGGAAUGACG